Messenger RNA from Beta vulgaris subsp. vulgaris (sugar beet), 1741 nucleotides. Its product is annotated as 3-hydroxyisobutyryl-CoA hydrolase 1. The transcript is spliced from 16 exons. Gene Ontology annotation, molecular function: 3-hydroxyisobutyryl-CoA hydrolase activity. The coding region runs from base 396 to 1547 and encodes 383 amino acids. The record is from RefSeq and is a predicted model, not a curated record. Lineage: Eukaryota; Viridiplantae; Streptophyta; Magnoliopsida; Caryophyllales; Amaranthaceae. Gene Ontology annotation, biological process: L-valine catabolic process.
CUCCACGCACUGUCCUCAUCAUAGUCAUCACUUAUCCCUCACAGCACUCCUCUUUCUAGUCGCUCCUCCUCGCGCGACGCCGGCUACCCCGUCUCCCAACACUAACGAUCCCCCACCUUCCCCGUCGCCUAUUGCUCACGACCCCCACCUCAGCUGUUGCUUCGACACCAGGUGCUGUAUUCAGCCUUUUUUUGCUGUAUUUAUCACAUCUACCUAUUGUCGAACAACUCUGACAAGUUAGCAGUAAAACUCCAAGAAACUGCAGUGGGAGAAAGAGGAGAGAAGGAGAUUCCCCUCUACCAGGGACAAGAGAAAGAGUUCAGAAACUUCAACGUUAAAUGCAAUUUUGGAACUUAUUUUCCUUCGCAAGUAUCUAGCAGACAUUGCAAGCAGUCAUGGCGUAUGGUAAAACAGCCAGUUCUGAGUUUGAUCAGAUUUUGGUUCAAGAUAAACAAUCCGUGCAAACAGUAAUUCUGAACCGACCGAAGCAAUUGAAUGCACUUUCCUACCAAAUGAUUUCUCAGCUAUUGGAACUUUUCCAGGCCUACGAAAACGAUUCUAGUGUCAAGCUGGUUCUCUUAAAGGGAAAUGGAAGAGCAUUUUGUGCUGGAGGUGACGUUGCCACUGUGGUUCGUGAUAUUAGUGAAGGUAAUUGGAAAUUAGGUGCAAACUUCUUCGAGAAAGAGUUCAUCUUGAAUUAUAUCAUGGCGACAUACAGAAAACCGCAGGUUUCAAUUCUUAAUGGGAUUGUCAUGGGAGGUGGAGCUGGUGCAUCAAUUCAUGGUAGAUUUCGCAUCGUAACUGAAAAUACGGUUUUUGCAAUGCCUGAAACGGCUUUAGGACUCUUUCCAGAUGUUGGUGCAUCCUAUUUCUUGUCAAGGUUACCAGGAUUCUUUGGUGAAUAUGUUGGCCUCACUGGCACAAGGUUGGAUGGUCCUGAAAUGCUUGCAUGUGGCCUUGCAACUCACUUUGUUCACUCCAAGCAAUUGCCUUUGUUGGAGAAAGAGCUUUGUGAGGUGAACAUAGAUGAUCCAUUAAAUAUUUGUAAGAUCAUUGAUAAAUAUGUGGAGGUACCUAUUCUGAAAGAGAAGAGCGCUUAUCGAGAGUUGCAUAUUGUUGACAAGUGCUUUUCAUGCAGAACUGUGGAAGACAUCUUAUCUUCUCUCGAGAAUGAAAAUGCUGAGAGAAGCGGUGGUUGGAUUUCUGCAGCAAUAGAAUCACUGAAGACAGCAUCUCCAACAAGUUUGAAAAUCUUUCUUAAAUCGAUCAGAGAAGGAAGAUUGCAAGGAGUUGGCCAAUGCCUUAUGCGUGAGUAUAGGAUGGUUUGCCAUGUCUUGCGAGGACAAGUUAGCAGAGAUUUUUCCGAGGGUUGUCGGGCAAUCUUGGUUGACAAAGACAAAAAUCCCAAGUGGAGUCCCUGUCGGUUGGAUCUGGUCACUGACGAUAUGGUGGACCAUUAUUUCUCUAGAGUGAAUGGUGAAGAAUGGACGGAUCUUAAGCUUCCGGCAAGGUCGAACUUGCCUGCAUCAGCUAUGGCUAAGCUCUAGAUAUUCAAGUAAUAGGAAUGUCAGCAGGCGAUGGAGAUAUGUAAAAUGCGCUGAAAUUAACGGGUUGGAGACUGCACCAACCAGUUUCUUAAAUGAAAAAGGUGUAAAGUCUUGGAAAUGUUAUAUAAUUUUAUACUGUUUGAAUUGAUGAAGAAAAUAUCAUCUAUACAUAUAUUAAAAGGCGUGCGUAACAA